GUGUGCACUUAAAGUGAUCAAGAAUGGAAUAACAAAGCGGAAGGACGGUCCAUGCUAUGAGGCCUCCUUGCCUUGGGCCCCCGAGAGGGAUCGACCCAAAAAUAAUCGACCGGUUGCUGAAAAACGUUUGGAGAGCCUUGAAAGAAGAUUCACUCGUGACGGGCGUUUCCAUCAGGCCUAUGUCAGGGCUAUCGAGACGACGCUCAGGAAUGGCUAUGCCAGGCUUAUCGAAGAUCCCGAGGAGUUGGCCCAUCCUAACCAAGCCUUCCUGCCGCACCACGGUGUAUGGAAGAAGGAUGGAGACAAAGUAAGGGUAGUUUUUGACUCAGCUGCCAGGUUCCAUGGACGGAGCAUCAAUGAUUGCCUCCUUACGGGACCCUCACUUCAAUGUGACUUGCUUGAUGUUCUUCUUCGAUUCCGUGAACAAAAGGUGGCUGUCACGGCUGAUAUCGAAGCCAUGUUUUCCAGAAUUCAUCUGGUAGAAGGGGAUGCAAGGUAUCACAGGUUCCUUUGGAGACAACCCAUGGACCGAGUUCCAAAGGUCUAUCAAAUGACAAGGGUUGUGUUUGGGGACGCUCCAUCACCCUGCAUAGCGAUCUGCACACUCUGGAAAACUGCUGAGGACGGACAGUGUUCAGACGAUAUCCGAGAACGAAUCAAAAACCAGUUCUACUUGGAUGACUAUCUCGAUAGUUUUGAAUAUGAGUCACAUGCCAUCAAGGUGGCAUCAAAAGUGAAGGAAGUGCUCUCGCAUGGUAACUUUAAUUUGUGUGGCUGGACUUCCAAUAGUAAAGCACUCGUGGAAGCCUUGGACACGAGGCCCAAGUAGGACGUUCCACUUCAAUUUGAUGAUGCCAAGGUUCUUGGGGUGGUGUGGAACACAGUCCGGGAUUGUGUGACCUUCAGGUUGAAUCAAGGCUGUGAGACUAUGUUUACGAGAAGAGGUCUGCUCAGCAAGUUAGCGGGACUGUUUGACCCCCAGGGACUAAUAGCCCCAGUGAUCGUCUCAGGGUAAAUAAAGAUGAAUGACUUGGUGAUUCAGAAUCGUGAAUGGGAUGACCCUGUUGGGAAUGAGGCUCAUGCUUGGUGGGCUGGGUGGAUUGAUGGUCUUCAACAAUUACCGACCUUUGAAUUCCCACGAUGUCUAUUGCCCUUUGGUCUUGAAGACACCAGGGUGGAACUACAUGUCUUUUGCGAUGCAUCUGAAGAUGCCUUUGCUGCUGUUGCAUAUCUGAGAAGCUGCGAUGUUUACGGGAACGUUAGUGUGAGAUUGGCUUGUUCCAAAACCAAGGUGUCAUCAAAGAGGCCCAAGACCAUCCCCAAGCUUGAACUGCAUGGAGCAGUGCUUGCUGCACGAUUGGCUAAUAACCUAAGGCGGGUAUUCAGAUUCAGAAUUGAAGCAACCUUUUUUUGGACCGACAGUCUGGUGGUUCGUGCCUGGAUUACGAAUGUUGCCCAACAAUUCAAGCCCUUUGUAGCCGUUCGUGUGGGAGAGAUCCAGACCUUGACACGUUCCAGGGAAUGGCGCCACGUACCUGGGACGAUGAACCCUGCUGAUAUGGCCACCAGAGCUAGUCAAAUAGUCCUGUUGAAUGGACUCUGGAUUUCAGGCCCGUCAUUUCUCAUGCUGGAGAGAGACCAUUGGCCUGGCGACAUUCAGGUUGAACCCACCGUGGAAGAAGUCAGAGCUAAGUUUUUAAAUGCUCACUCGGUCCGAGAACUGACGGUGGGAGCCAAGGAAAAGGAUCUUGAGAGAGCCCUAGAAACCUGGAUACGAGAGGAACCUGGUGGCACCUUGGAAGGGAUGAUUGUGGCGGCUCAGAGCGAAAUGUUUCCGGAGGAAGUUCAGUCCCUUCAUGGGGGGAGUUUGGUUCCUAAAUCCUCGCGACUCCUUGAGUUGUCUCCAUUUCUGGAUUCCAAUGGGGUUCUCCGCUCAAGGGGGAAACUGAGUCAUGCCCAGUUGGGGUAUGAUCAAAGGUAUCCUGUCAUCCUUUGCCCCAAACACCCAUUAACCAAGUUGAUCAUUCGAGAUAGCCAUCAUCGACAUCAUCACCCGGGUGUAAACCAUGGACUGGGAAUUUUGCGUCAGGAAUACUGGAUCCUUCGUGGUCGUGAAGCCGUCAAACGAGCUCGUCGUGAGUGUGAACAUUGUCAAAAGAUGACGGCCCGUUCUGCUACACAGGAAAUGGCAGACCUUCCCAAGGAACGCCUUGCCUCAGGUCGGCCACCGUUCUAUUUUACAUCGGUAGACCUCUUUGGCCCGAUAGAGGCACUAGUGUUACGAAAUAAGAUCGAGAAGAGAUGGGGGUCGAUUUUCGCGUGCAUGACAACGAGAGCCGUUCACAUUGAAGUAGCGCCCUCUCUUUCUUCACAAGACUUCCUAAAUAUAAUGAGGAACUUUAUCAACUUGCGUGGAAAGCCUCAUCAAAUAUAUAGUGACAACGGGACGAACUUUGUUGGAGCACACAACCUCUUAGUGGAGUUGGCUCGAAAAGGGGGACAGGGAGUGCUGUCUUUGGAGGUCAACAAUAUCCAUUGGAAAUUCCAACCUCCGGGAGCACCGCAUUGGGGAGGUGUUCAUUAGGCGCUCGUAAAAUCGGCCAAGACAGCAAUGGUUAAUGUACUGGAGAGUGAACAAUCAGUGAGAAGACAUCUAAGGGAUCAUGAGCUCCGAACUGUGCUUUGUGAGGUAACGGGAAUGUUAAAUUCUCGCCCCCUCACAUAUGAAAGUACCAAUCCCGGAGAUGGUAGAGCUCUCACGCCGAAUCAUUUUCUGUUGCUCCGUGCAAAUGCAACUGUUCCGCCGGGAAAUUAUGCCAAGAUGGAUACUCGGGAUCAUUUCCGAUAUGUACAGGGAGUGGUGGACAAAAUCUGGGACAAGUGGACGACUCAGUAUUUGCCUAAUCUUCUUGCACGGAAAAAGUGGGCGACCUUGAAGGAUAACUUACAGACGGGUGAUGUGGUGCUUCUAGUGGGCAAUUCUGAGCCUCGAUCUCGUUGGAAAAUUGGAGUGAUCGAGUCUACUCAUCCAGGGUCGGACGGUCUUGUCAGGGUCGUGUCAGUAAAAACGGAAGGGGGGACUGUCACACGACCUAUCACCAAAGUCUGCCCUCUUAACCGGCGAGAAGAACCGGAUUCCGCGAUCCCCUGACCCCUGGACGAGCGAGUAGGACGAGUAGUACGAGCUCCAUCCUCCCCCCCGCUGGACGAGCGGGGGGGAGGAUGGAGCAACGAAUCUACGAGUGUGGGAUGGACGGGAAAAACUGGCAAGACUGACUCGCUCGACGGGAGAACGGUUUUUUUGGUGAGCAGAUGAAAAAGGCCAACAGAGACCAUUUCGGAUGACUUUCCUAUCAGAUGAAGACGAAAUAUCCGAGGAGCAGGAACCAGGAGUGAACCCCAUCAAUUCAGCUGAACUUAACGAGCUGAACAGAGUUCCUGGUGGAAUUGUGGGAUUCAACCUCCGAUGGGAAUUGCAAAUGUGUCCAUGAGAUUGUGUGUAAAAAUAAUGGAUUAAGUAUCUCGAAUUUAUUUUUGACAUUGCAAAGAUAAAAGUUCCUAUAGAAAUGCAUGAAUAUUGUAAUGAUA
This is a messenger RNA of Tigriopus californicus, 3588 nucleotides long. RefSeq lists its product as uncharacterized. The record is from RefSeq and is a predicted model, not a curated record. Bases 1022 to 2584 code for a protein of 520 amino acids. The transcript has 2 exons. Lineage: Eukaryota; Metazoa; Arthropoda; Copepoda; Harpacticoida; Harpacticidae. Gene Ontology annotation, molecular function: nucleic acid binding.